UCCACCACUCACUCUAUCCAAACAAACCCUAAUAGAACCAUGCGUUCCAAUUCCUCCAACACCAUCAUCUCCCUUUGCAUCCUCAUCACCUUCUUCACUUUCACAACAAUCAUACAAGCACAGCUCGCCGACCCCGUUUUCGUUCAACAAAGCUGCAGUGCAAACCAAACCACCGCCAACACCGCCACUUACGAAAACAACCUCAGAACCCUCCUCUCCCUCAUGGCUUCCAAUGCCACCGCCACCAAAUUCCACACCACCACAGUCCUCGGCACAACCUCCUCGGACACCUUGUACGGUCUCUUCAUGUGCAGGCUCGACGUACCCUCCCACUUCUGCUUCCGCUGCGUGAGUUACGCCACAACGAAUAUAUCCUCAGACCCAGAAUGUUCCCUGUCCAAACACGGCGUUAUCUGGUACGCCGAGUGCAUGGUUCGGUUUUCCAACGUGGCGUUCUUCUCCACCGUGGACACUUCUCCCUCGUGGGACUUGAGCAGCUACGUGAAUGCCUCCUCCAACUCGACGCGGUUCAUGGGGUUGUUGUUCGACGCCAUGAACCGAACUGCGGAAGAAGCGGCGAAUUCAGGCAACAGGUUCUCGACGAAGGAAACGAACUUGUCGCUUUCGAAGACCCUUUACUGUCUAGCGCAGUGCACGCAGGAUCUGUCGCCAGGAAACUGCUCAACGUGUCUUGGUGAAGCCAUUGGGUACCUUCCGUCGUGCUGCGAGGGAAAGGAAGGAGGCAGAGUUGGGUUUCCCAGUUGUACCGUUUGGUAUGAACUCUACCCUUUCUAUGGCCUCGCCACCAAUCAGACACCAACCAAAACUUCUCCAUCACCAGGGAAAGGCCGGUCACGAACUAUUAUCGUAAUCAUUUUCCCUACCAUUAUUGUAUCGGGGAUACUUUUUACUUUUUGUUGCUAUUUGAUCCGAAGAAAAACAAGAAAGAAUAAUAAAGUUAUUCUUAGAGAAAAUUUUGGACAUGAAAGUUCUACUAUAGAGUCAUUGCAAUUCAAUUUAGCAAUAAUUGAAGCAGCCACAAAUAACUUUUCGAAUGAAAACAAGAUUGGGAAAGGUGGAUUUGGAGAAGUUUAUAAGGGUGUUCUUAUUGAUGGAAGACAUAUAGCUGUAAAGAGACUCUCAAGAAAUUCUAAGCAAGGUGUAGAGGAGUUCAAAAAUGAAGUUUUAUUAAUAGCCAAGCUUCAACAUAGAAAUCUAGUGGCAUUCAUAGGAUUUUGUAUUGACGAACAAGAGAAAAUACUUAUCUAUGAAUACGUGCCAAACAAGAGUCUGGACUAUUUCUUAUUUGAUACUGAAUUAGAAAAGGUUUUGAGGUGGUCUGAGCGUUACAAAAUUAUACAAGAGAUUGCUCGAGGAAUUUUAUAUUUACAUGAACAUUCUCGACUUAAAGUUAUACAUCGUGAUAUUAAACCUAGUAAUGUACUAUUAGACAAAGAUAUGAAUCCAAAAAUUUCAGAUUUUGGUCUUGCUAAAAUUGUUGAAAUAGAUCAACAAGAAGGAAGUACAAAGAGAGUUAUUGGAACAUAUGGCUAUAUGUCUCCUGAAUAUGCUAUGUUUGGACAAUUUUCUGAGAAAUCAGAUGUUUACAGUUUUGGGGUUAUGAUUUUUGAGAUUAUUAGUGGAAGAAAGAACCUAGGUUCAUAUGAGCCACACCAUGUUGAUGAUGGUCUUCGAAACUUUGUUUGGAGACACUGGAUGAAUGAAACACCAUUGAACACAUUGGACCCAAAAUUAAAAGAAGAUCAUUCUCACAUUGAAGUCAUUAAAUGUAUUCAAAUUGGUUUAUUAUGUGUUCAAGAUUAUCCAAAUGAUAGACCUUCGAUGAUGACAAUUGUCUCAUAUCUCAUUAGUAACUUAGUUGAAUUGCCUUCUCCAAAAGAACCGACAUUUUUCUUGCAUAAUAAAAUGGAUCCAAUUGUUGCACAUGCAAGUUCGAGGCGAAUUACCAACUAUUCCACAUCAUUCUCUAUCAAUGAAAUGUCUAUGAGUGACAUUUAUCCUCGAUAAUUUAAAUUUGUAUGUUAUUAUCUAGUUAUAUUUUAAUGCAUUAUAAAA
Cajanus cajan (pigeon pea) is the source of this 2076-nucleotide messenger RNA. Its product is annotated as cysteine-rich receptor-like protein kinase 19. Gene Ontology annotation, biological process: defense response to bacterium; protein phosphorylation. Lineage: Eukaryota; Viridiplantae; Streptophyta; Magnoliopsida; Fabales; Fabaceae. The record is from RefSeq and is a predicted model, not a curated record. Gene Ontology annotation, molecular function: ATP binding; protein serine/threonine kinase activity. Gene Ontology annotation, cellular component: plasma membrane.